CGCAUCGCCAUGAGUGCCGCGGUGAACCCCGGCGUGAAGGACACCCCUGUGGAUAUGGAUCAGCUCCUGAAGGCUGUGGGGUGUCCGAUCUGCGGAGAGAUGUUCACGCACCCGGUGACGGUGAUGGAGUGCCUGCACACGUUCUGCCACGAGUGCAUCGUCAAGUCCGUGCAGCCCGGCCGGGGAGCGAACAACGUGUGCCCCACGUGCGGCAUCAAGCUGGGGAACAAUCCGUUCGUGGAGAAGAAAGUCGUGAAGGAUCAGGUCAAGGUGAGCAUCGUGGACAAGCUGAGGGCGUCGGGGGUGUUGGUUGGGAGUGGAGGAGGGGGUGCACCCGCACCGGCGCCCGCACCGGCGGCGGCGGCACCGGCGCCCGCACCGGCGCCCGCACCGGCGGCGGCGGCACCGGCGCCCGCACCGGCGCCCGCACCGGCGGCGGCACCAGCGCCCGCACCGGCGGCACCGGCCGCGGCACCGGCGGCACCGGCUCCAGCAGAGCCGGCGCCCGCGGCUGUCGAGCCCGCGCCGGCGCCGGCGGAGCCCGCGUCGUGAACGCAUCAUCGACGACGCGUCCAUCGAGACGUGUCACGACGAGUGGAGGCGCGGGCGUGUCGUGACGAACCCUCAGUAGUCUAACCCUUAUAUUAAAAGCCUCGAAGCGUC
Micromonas commoda is the source of this 663-nucleotide messenger RNA. RefSeq lists its product with no specific name. The record is from RefSeq and is a predicted model, not a curated record. Gene Ontology annotation, molecular function: ubiquitin protein ligase activity. The transcript is spliced from 2 exons. Gene Ontology annotation, biological process: protein polyubiquitination; ubiquitin-dependent protein catabolic process. NCBI's taxonomy places the organism in Eukaryota, Viridiplantae, Chlorophyta, Mamiellophyceae, Mamiellales, Mamiellaceae. The coding region runs from base 10 to 552 and encodes 180 amino acids.